Molecule: messenger RNA, 2043 nt
Organism: Macrosiphum euphorbiae (potato aphid)
Lineage: Eukaryota; Metazoa; Arthropoda; Insecta; Hemiptera; Aphididae
Source: the annotation of a GenBank genome assembly
AUGUGUGAAGACUACGAUAAGGUUCUGGAAAAUAAAAUAUCUGGCUACUGUAAUUCUUUAAAUAAAAAAUGGACAUCAUCAAAACGCACUUUAAAUGUUUUUAGAAAAUAUAAUGAAAAAUGGUUAAAUUUGAAUUUUAAUAUUGGUCUACCACCACGUGAACUUCAUUGUAACCUGUCAACUUCCGAAAUGUCUUUACCUUCAACAUCGACGGUCAAUGUUGGAAGGCCAAUUAAACCAUUUAUUCAAUGUUCCGAUAAGACUAAAAGACGAAAAAUAAAAUCAAUUUUAAAUGAAAACUCGAAAGAUAAAAUUAUUUUUGCAACCAAAACAAUUUUAUAUUCUGAUGGAAAUCGCGCAGCAGCUGACCUGCUUAAACAAAGUACAGAAUAUUCUCCACAACGUGCCUUAAAAAUCAAACACACUUAUAAUAAUAGAUUAUCUGUAGUUAAACCUUAUACAGCAGAUGAAGCGUUGGCUUUGAUAAUUGACGCUAAAUUAACAAAGUUUAGCUACUCAAUGUUAAGAAAAGGGUCAAAGCAACGUAAGGCUGACAUAUAUCCUUCUUAUAAUAAAAUUAAAGAAUCUAAAAUUAAAUGUUAUCCCGAUAACUAUAAGGUAAAUGAAUAUGGGGCCAGUAUACCUUUACAAAAUUUAGUUAACCACACGGCUAAAAGAUUAUUAGAAUCUCUUAAUAUAAGUGAUCAAAAUUUAAAUGAAUUAAAAAAUUUACAUUUACAUUUUAAAUGGGGAUGUGACGGCAGCUCGGGCCAUUCUGAAUAUCACCAAAAGUUUAUAGAAACCGAGGUUGAAAGUGGAAUAGUUAGUAUGAAUGAAAAAUGUGAUGGCAAUUUAUUUUUAUUUUCUUUAGUUCCUCUACAGCUUGAAGGAUCUAAAAAUAAUAGUGAUUCUAUAAGCGUUUUAUGGAAAAAUCAAAAAUCGUCAUCUACCCGAUACUGUCGGCCAAUUAAGUUUUUAUUUGAAAAAGAAACCGCUUUUAAUACCAAAAGCGAAGUUAGCAAAAUAAAAAAAGAAAUAAACGAAUUAAAACCUUUUGAAGGACCAAAUUCCGUUAAAAUAAAUUUUUUUUUCUAUCUUACUAUGGUUGAUGGAAAAAUAAUUAACACUUUAUGUAAUUCAUCAAGUCAAACCUGCAAUAUUUGUAAAUGUUUUCCUAAAGACAUGAACAACUUAGAGAUAAUAUAUAGCUUGAAAUGCAAUGAUGAUAAUUUACAAUAUGGACUAUCCCCAUUACAUGCAUGGAUAAAAUGUUUAGAAUGCAUGCUACACAUAGCAUAUAAGAAAGGUAUAUUAGAGUCAAACAAAAGGGCAAGUGUCGAACAAAAAAAUGAAAUGGCUAUUCAAAAAAAGAAAAUACAAAAUGGUCUAUGGGUAAAAUUAGGAAUAAAAGUAGAUAAAGUUGUGCAAGGCAAAGGUACAUCUAAUACUGGUAAUAUAGGAAGGCGUUUUUUUGAACAUGCAAAAGAAGUUUCAGAGAUAACUGGGUUAAAUAAAAUACUUAUUGAACGUUUUAAAGUUAUUUUAAGUAUUUUGGCGUGUAGUUAUAAUGUGAACUCUGAAAAAUACGAUAAUUAUGCAAAAGAUACUUUAAAGUUAUAUUUGCAAUUGUAUCCCUGGUAUAGAAUGCCUCCGAGCGUCCAUAAGAUUUUGGUACAUGGUUCAAGAGCCAUACAGCUUGCUCAUUUUCCUAUCGGGAUUUUGUCCGAAGAAGCGCAAGAAGCACGAAACAAGGACUACAUAAGAUUUAGGCGACAAAACACUCGUAAAACCUCAAGAAUAGACACCAAUACUGAUAUCUUACAUAUGUUUUUAAUUUCCUCUGACCCUCUCAUUACUUCUAAAAGUACACAAAAUAUAAAGAAGAAAAAUAAUGCAUUAUGUUCUGAAGCAAUGAAUUUAUUGAGUGAUAUUAUAGAAACUCAUACUACUAGAGAUUUAGAAUUAGAUUCGAAUGAUAGUACUGAAGACUCGGAGUUUGAUUCAAGUGACUGUUCUAUAGACAUUGAUAGUGAUGAAAGUUGA